Messenger RNA from Anopheles maculipalpis, 1552 nucleotides. RefSeq lists its product as uncharacterized. The transcript has 5 exons. Bases 43 to 1548 code for a protein of 501 amino acids. The record is from RefSeq and is a predicted model, not a curated record. Lineage: Eukaryota; Metazoa; Arthropoda; Insecta; Diptera; Culicidae.
AUUUCUGGAAAAUUCUACCUCCAUUUUUGCAAAACGAACAGAAUGCGACGAUUCACGACCGGUUUGUUGCUGGUGGUUGCCUUGACCGUGACCGCUACCGUCGCCUAUCCAGCGAGCUACGAGAAGGAGAAGGAAUCGGACACAUCGGAUGAUGCUGAGUAUAUCGUUGUGCCACUGUCCCACCAUCGUCCGACAUACUACAACCGCUACCCGUCAUCGUUUGAAGGGUUCGAUGGUGUAGUGGACACCGGAGACUUUGCUCCAAUUCCGGCCAGACCCGUGUACUUCCCAUCGUACAAUCCUUUCUCGUGGCAACUUUCGGGAUAUUUGGAUGAUCUGCUAAAACGAGUCCGCGAUCGCUUCGCUGGAUCGUGGAAUCCUUUCUAUGGAGGUGAAUUUGCCCCGUCAGGACCAGGAGUUUGGCCGGUGGAAAUUCCGGACGACUCAUCAGAAGACGGUGUUACCAACUCUACCUCUACAGUGAAGGUCAUCGAUGGACACAAGGUUGUGAUUAAUGAUACGUACUACACCAAGAAGACGGAGUUUGGUACCUCGAUCUUUAAGGUGCGUGUCAUUGACGUGAAGCCGGACGUUGAUAGCGAGGAGGUGACGUCUCCCAAAGCUCCAACCGACGUCGAGGUCGGCAAUCGCAAUAGUGAUGAUGAUGAGGCGGCUAAGGAACCGGCCGCACCGGCGACCGAUGCACCCAAGCGUGACACUGAGCUAGAAUCGAGCGAUGAAGAGAAGACAACGGCUGACGAUGACAAUCUGAACACGAUCGAUACGUCCAAUGUGGACAUUGACGAGGAGAAGGUGAACAAUGGAAAGGAAGCGCCCGAAGAGAAGCCGGAGUCCUCAGAACAGUGGUCAUUGCUGGAAUCUUUUGAAGCGGCAUCACGUCCAUUGGAUGACUUAGUGGAAGGAUCACCUGAAAACACUCUUCAACGCAACCCAGGCAACAGUGAACUGCUCGAAACGAGCUCUGAAGAGGAAGUUGAAGCCAGCGUCAACGCGCCACGACAACCAGUGUCAAACGAAUGGCCCAAACAGGACGAUCGUCAACGGGUUAUCGUCUCAAACCGGUUCGACAAUCGAUUUAACGCCAACCAGGAAAGACCAGUCGGUGAUGCACCUUCGGAGACUGUUCACGAUCUCACGAACGAUAUUGCCAUCAACUUCCGGCUGGCCGCAGAUAAAAGCGUUACUGCAAACCCAAAUGCAAUCACAUUCAAUCCAAUGAAUCCACCGUCGGUUAUCGUGCAGCGAGAUCCCUUCCCAGGAGUUGCUCCGGGAAGAUUCCCACCACUAGCCGGUCGUCCAACGAUGGGCUUCCCGACACCCCAACAACCGGUAGGUGGUGUAGGCUUCCCAGCUGGAGGAUCAUUUCCAGGCUUUCCCGGACAGGGAGCAUUCCCCGGUGGUCAGUAUCCGUUGCAACCUUUCCCAAUGCAGCAACCUCCGCUGUUUGGGGUUCCAACCGGUACAAACUUUGGUCUAGCAGGUCAGAAUCCUUUCUUCUUCGGUAAUGCCCAGUUCCGGCGUCCGUAGGUGG